UUUAAUUUAAAAAAAAUAAGAAUUUAUUAAAGUUUUUUUUGGACACUGUUGUAUCAGAUUUUUGUCUUUGUUUUGAAUUCGGUGAUCUUUGAGAAUUUUGGUGAGCCGCAGUUGGCAACGCUGGUCCCUAACUGUCAAGUUUGACAAUCUUGAGUGUGUGUAAACAGUGUAAAUAUUUAAUAAAAAAUCGAAACGAAAUAUUCAGGUUUGUAGAAAUAAUGUGUAAAAUGUUUAUUUAUAUCCAACGUACAAACACUAAUUGUAAAACUCCAACAGCAGAUAAAUAAUGGAUGAACAUAUCAAAAACAUCAUAAAAGGAGGAAAAGAAGCUGAAGAAUCCUUAAAAUGUUUCGUUGAAGAGGCUUCACAAAUAUUCGAGUUCCCAGAACUGAACACAAAUAACCAACGUAAACAAUUAUGGGAAGCGUUAUUUACAUUAGCCAAUACAGCCAAUACGGAGAUUACAUUAACUAAUUGCUUUAUUGCAAUUCGUAUAUUAAGUCGAGAAAAAGUGGGCCUGAACGAGUUGAUAACAGAAGAAUGGUUCAAACUGAUCCAAAAACACUCUGGUUUGGAUGAUUUGAACUACAAAUUUAAUGCCAGCAAGUUAUCAUUGGCAAUUGAAGUAGAAAAAUGCCUAUGCAAUGUGGUAUUCAACAGCCCUGUUGCAGCAGGACUGUGUUGCAAGAAUGGCAUCCUUGAACAGUUAGCUCAACGUAUAAGAAACCCCCGAGAAAACAAAAUACCGGAAGAAAUCAGAUUUUACGACGUCAAACUCAUUUUCCUCCUCACAGCUUUGUGCUCUGAAAUUCGUUCGAAAGUGAAAGAAGAGCUAAAAGGAAUUGAAUCGUUGAUAAAAAUGCUUGAUGAAAUGUUAAAAGAAGCGGCGCAAACAUCGCCCGAAAAAAUCAUUUUGGAUGACCAAAAAGUUGACUUGGCUUGUGAAAUAUUCAAAGCUCUGUUUAACAUAACGCUAAGCUACGGCAUUUAUGACGAUAAAGAAGAGAACGAACAAUGUGAGCAUUUAGUCGCUCUACUAAGAAUGUAUCUCCUUGUGCCCACAAACGACAAAGAGAAAGGCCUUGCGUUGAAAAACAAUGUUAUAAAUUUAUUAACAAACAUGCCUAAUGACACAUUCAAAAAUCUGAUAACUCCAAUUCAGCCGGGCCAAAACCUGAAACCCAAAUUCCAAUUCGAGGGACAAAAUAUGACGGCUUUUUACGAAAUUCUGAUGGUUUUGAAGAGUAAAUUUAACAAUGUUGAGGGGGUCACAAAACAGUACGAAGUUUUAUGUCCUGUGGUCACCGUUUUGUUAAAAGGUGCCAACAGCGAACGAGCUAUAAGAAAAUACCUCCGACUCCAAAUUCUCCCACCUUUGAAAGACGUCCACAAUAGACCCGAGCAAGGUUCCACACUUCGUAAUCACUUGUGCCGCCUCCUAACCACUCCUAUAACCCAACUCAGGGAUUUAAUAGCCGAUUUGUUGUUCAUUUUGUGCAAGAAAAGCGUCAAAAGGAUGAUCAAGUAUACGGGGUAUGGUAACGCUGCUGGUCUUUUUGCCCAAAGGGGUUUACUAGGGGGGCGGUCAGAUAAAGGCGAGGCUGACUAUAGUUCAGGCAGUGAAGGGAGCGAGACUGAAGAGUAUGCGGAGUUCAAACAUGGGAUCAAUCCAGUGAUUGGGUGCUACGAGGAACCCCACCCCAAUGCGAUGGAAAAUAUGACCGAAGAACAGAAAGAAUAUGAGGCGAUGAAAUUGGUCGAAUUAAUGGACAGUUUGACCAGAUCUGGGACCAUACAACCAUGUCGAGUGGGGGAGGAUGGAAGGCCACACCCCAUUGAGCACGUUUUGCAACUUCAAGAGGGGCUCAAAGCGCAGCAAGUUCACAAUGAGGGUGACAGCGAUGAUUAAUUUUGUCUCAAUUACAUGUCGUAAAUCUAGUCUAUAUUUUCGCCGACAAAUUAGCACAGAAGUCGUAAAUUUGUCUAGAUGUCGUGAUUUAAGAAUACAAAAAUUUCAGAAAAUAGUGAUUAACUCUUAUGUGUAUUCAUGUAAUGUUAUUUAUGUUGUAAAUAAUUCUUGUUUUUAAUGGUGAGAAAGAAACAAAGUGGCAUUUAAUUUAAAAGAUAAUAUAAUUAAAUAGGACCAGUAAAAAAGUUGCAAUUAUAA
Tribolium madens (black flour beetle) is the source of this 2167-nucleotide messenger RNA. It is a transcript of the gene ric8a, whose product is annotated as synembryn. The record is from RefSeq and is a predicted model, not a curated record. The transcript is spliced from 7 exons. Lineage: Eukaryota; Metazoa; Arthropoda; Insecta; Coleoptera; Tenebrionidae. Gene Ontology annotation, cellular component: cytoplasm. Bases 287 to 1909 code for a protein of 540 amino acids. Gene Ontology annotation, biological process: G protein-coupled receptor signaling pathway. Gene Ontology annotation, molecular function: G-protein alpha-subunit binding; guanyl-nucleotide exchange factor activity.